CAAAGAGCGAAAUCUCAGCAAACACCAAAAAAAGCAGGGAAUUGAAGGACGUAAAGAAUUUCCUAUGGCUGCACGAGAGGAAAAGAAUCAAGAGGCGACUAUAUAUUUAGGAAACUUAGAUGAGCGCGUAACAGAUUCAAUUCUUUUUGAGCUGUGUUUGCAGGCUGGUCCUGUCGGGAAUAUCCAUAUUCCAAGAGAUCGCGUGCGGAAUAGUCAUAAUGGUUUUGGUUUCUGCGAAUUUGUAAACGAACGUGAUGCUGAAUACGCAUGCCAAAUAUUUAAUCAAAUUAAGCUUUAUGGAAAGCCACUGCGCAUUAAUAAGUCCAGCCAAGAUAAAAAUGUGGGAAGCUUGGUAGGUGCCAAUCUUUUUAUUGGUAAUCUGGAUCCUCUGGUUGAUGAGCGCGUUUUAUAUGAUACGUUUUCUGCUUUAGGCCAACUGAUCAAAGCGCCACAGAUUGUUCGCGACGAAAAUGGUCGCUCAAAAGGAUAUGGAUUUGUGAAUUUUGAUAGUUUUGAUACUGCAGAUGCUGCCAUCGAAGCAAUGAACAACCAGUUUUUAAUGAACAAACCCAUCACCGUCUCCUAUGCAUAUAAACGAGAAGGAAAAGGAGAACGACAUGGUGACCUGGCUGAACGAAAAUUGGCUGCUGCCGCCAAGAAAAACAAAGUUGCAAUUACACCUCAAGCUACUCUUCCCCCUGGAUUUACAGCUGCCCCUCCCUCUACCACUGCUUCCUCUGGUACAGUUACUCCCAAUAUCGCUCCUACUCCCAUUCCUCCUCUUCCCGUUAUGGGAGCAACGGCAAAUGCGGCUAGCGCUCCCCUUCCCAACUUAAUGCCGUUUGCAACCCCUCAGGUGUACUCACCAAUGCCAAACAUGGCGCCCAUGAUGAAUAUGCCUUUUAACCCUCCUGGUUCUGCUAUGAUUCCUCCACCUCCACCUCCUGGAAUGGUUAUGAACGCCCCGCCCUCUACCGUUUCUAUUCCUGGUAUGGUACCAAUGCCGGCCUAUCAAGUACCAUCCCAAACAAAUCAACCGAAUCGGUAGUUAUGCUAUAAAAAGAUUCAAUAGGCAAAGUCUUUCUAGGAUAAAAAGGACCCCUGUAUGUAUAAUAGAAAUAUCGUUAAUUAUUCACCUACCGGUGUAUUUUUCCAAAUAAAAAUAGAAAUAGAAAUAGAAAUCCCUACCUACUGA
Messenger RNA from Schizosaccharomyces cryophilus OY26, 1195 nucleotides. Its product is annotated as RNA-binding protein Sap49. Bases 65 to 1048 code for a protein of 327 amino acids. The transcript is spliced from 2 exons. Lineage: Eukaryota; Fungi; Ascomycota; Schizosaccharomycetes; Schizosaccharomycetales; Schizosaccharomycetaceae. The record is from RefSeq and is a predicted model, not a curated record. Gene Ontology annotation, molecular function: RNA binding. Gene Ontology annotation, biological process: positive regulation of mRNA splicing, via spliceosome. Gene Ontology annotation, cellular component: nucleolus; U12-type spliceosomal complex.